This is a messenger RNA of Misgurnus anguillicaudatus (oriental weatherfish), 8710 nucleotides long. Lineage: Eukaryota; Metazoa; Chordata; Actinopteri; Cypriniformes; Cobitidae. The record is from RefSeq and is a predicted model, not a curated record.
UCAUUGCCAUUAUAACGUUCGCAGAAAUAAUGACUAUUGCAUUGAAUUGUUAUGUUUAACAGAAGAUUAUAGCAGAAUUAUCCAAAAUUAGUGUAAGACUCAUUUAUCAGGAGAGGUGUCGGUCGGGGCGGGGGUGAGAUAAUUUAUGAUACGAGGCUCUGAUUAGUGCAUAAGUGUUUUUUUGACGGAUCCUCCUCCGUUUGCUGUUUAACAGAGGAUGUGCGUUUGCCUUGUCAAUCACUUGCGUCUUCAUGCGCGUGUCUGAAUGUCUCUUUGGCCCCUGGACUCUCAUGGACGCAUGGAUGCAAUUUGUUCCGUUCUCAGACGCAUCACUUAAAUUUGCACAUUCCUGCCAAACAGACAGGCAUCUUGUAAGAUGGGCAGAUGAGAAUUGAUUUAGUCAUGUAAUGCAUGUUCCUCAUAUGCUCUCUGGGUCUCUCUCCAAACAGGUGGCAAGUGGAACCAAAGAUAGCCCAGUGCUGGAUUCCAGAGGGAUAGCAAGAGAGCACAGACCCUUGAGGUGAAGGAGGGUGCAUGGAUCGCUCAAGGACACAGACUUAUGCCUACCUCUGGUUGGGCGUGGUCUCCGUGGCGACAAUCUUCCUCUGUGCAGAGGCCCGAGCCACACCAAGUCCACCCCUCCUCAACAACAUCACAUGUGUCAAUGAGGUUCCUCGUUGCCAACCUGGCAUCAUCUUACCCAUCUGGUACCCUGAGGACCCCUCCAUGGGUGACAAGAUCGCCAGGGUAAUAGUGUAUUUUGUGGCAAUGAUCUACAUGUUCCUUGGAGUUUCGAUUAUUGCAGAUCGCUUCAUGGCUGCCAUCGAAGUCAUCACCUCCCAGGAAAAGGAAAUCAUCAUCAAGCGGCCGAACGGUGAGACGACGACCACGACGAUCCGCGUGUGGAACGAAACCGUGUCUAACCUUACGCUUAUGGCGUUGGGCUCUUCUGCCCCCGAGAUCAUGCUCUCCGUCAUCGAAGUAUGCGGACACAACUUCCAAGCCGGUGAGCUCGGCCCGUCCACCAUUGUAGGGAGCGCUGCCUUCAACAUGUUUGUGAUUAUCGGCCUGUGCGUGUCGGUGAUCCCAGAGGGGGAGGUUCGGAAGGUGAAGCACCUGCGAGUUUUUUUUGUGACGGCAGCGUGGAGCGUAUUCGCCUACAUCUGGCUCUACAUGAUCCUGGCCGUGUUUUCGCCCAACGUCGUGCAGGUGUGGGAAGGUCUUCUCACAUUGGCGUUCUUCCCUAUCUGUGUUGUUCUGGCCUGGGUGGCCGACCGUCGCUUGCUAUUCUACAAGUUCAUGCACAAGAAAUAUCGCACAGACAAGCACCGUGGGGUCAUAAUCGAGACGGAGGGUGACCGCUCCAAAGGCAUCGAAAUGGAUGGAAAGAUGAUGAAUUCUCAUUUUGUAGACGGCGGAGCUGCAAGUAACUUGAUAGGCCUGAUCGAGGGAAAGGAGGUGGAUGAGUCGCGCCGAGAUAUGAUACGAAUCCUGAAGGACCUGAAGCAGAAACACCCGGAGAAGGAGCUGGAUCAGCUGGUGGAGAUGGCUAAUUAUUACGCAUUGUCACACCAACAGAAAAGCAGAGCGUUUUACCGUAUCCAAGCCACGAGGAUGAUGACAGGAGCUGGGAACAUCCUCAAGAAGCAUGCGGCAGAGCAAGCCAAACGUAGCGCUAGCGUCCAAGAAGUUCACGUAGAGGAACCCGAGGAGUUUGUGUCCCGCAUCGUGUUUGAACCUGCCGUUUAUCAGUGUCUGGAGAACUGCGGAGCCGUCGCGCUCACGAUAGAGCGUAAAGGUGGUGACAUCGCUAAGACAAUCUAUGUGGAUUAUAAAACAGAGGACGGUUCGGCGAACGCUGGUGCAGACUACGAGUUUACAGAAGGCACCGUAGUGUUCAAGCCUGGUGAGGUUAUCAAGGAGAUCACAGUCGGCAUCAUCGACGAUGACAUCUUUGAGGAGGAUGAGCAUUUCUUCGUGCGACUCAGUAACGUGCGUGUUCUCGAGACUGAGGAUGAGGUGCUUUCGGCCAGUAGCCUGCCGUACCCGAAUGCUAUGAUAGGAUUUCCCGCCGUCGCCACGAUUACCAUCCUUGAUGAUGAUCAUGCAGGCAUUUUCACCUUUGACAGUGAGUCGAUGCACGUGAGCGAGAGCGUGGGCAUCAUGGAGGUGAAAGUGUUGCGGACGUCAGGAGCCAGAGGAACUGUCAUCAUUCCCUUCCGUACUGUGGAGGGACUCGCUAAGGGUGGAGGAGAGGACUUUGAGGACGCGUACGGAGAGCUAGAGUUUAAAAACGACGAGACCUGUAAAACCAUACAGGUCAAGAUUAUUGACGAUGAGGAAUAUGAAAAAAACAAAAACUUCUACCUGGAGCUGGCAGAACCUCGCAUGGUGGAUAUGAGCCUUCAGAAAGCUCUGUUAUUAGCCGAUGAUAUCCAAGACAGGAAGAUGUCUUCAGAGGAAGAGGAAGCGAGAAGAAUAGCAGAGAUGGGGAAACCUGUUUUGGGAGAACAUGCAAAGAUAGAGAUCAUCAUUGAGGAGUCAUACGAGUUUAAGAGUACAGUAGAUAAGCUUAUUAAGAAGACUAACUUGGCUCUGGUCGUGGGCACAAAUACCUGGAGAGAACAGUUCAUGGAGGCUAUAACUGUCAGUGCAGGAGAUGAGGAUGAGGAUGAGGGGGGAGAAGAACGACUGCCAUCUUGUUUCGACUAUGUCAUGCACUUUCUGACUGUGUUCUGGAAGGUUCUGUUUGCCUGUGUCCCACCCACGGACUACUGGAAUGGUUGGGCAUGUUUUAUCGUUUCCAUAAUUGUCAUCGGCCUUUUGACGACUGUGAUUGGCGACCUGGCCAGUCACUUUGGCUGCACCAUCGGCCUGAAGGACUCGGUCACUGCUGUGGUUUUUGUAGCCUUGGGAACAUCUGUCCCUGAUACCUUUGCCAGUAAAGUUUCAGCUGUUCAGGACACAUACGCAGAUGCGUCCAUCGGUAACGUGACCGGUAGCAACGCCGUGAACGUUUUCCUGGGAAUCGGGGUGGCAUGGUCAGUGGCUGCCAUCUACUGGCAAAUGCAGGGUCGUGCGUUUGAGGUGCAAGCAGGUUCCCUGGCUUUUUCUGUCACCCUGUUCACCAUCUUUGCCUUCUUGGCGGUGGGCGUCCUGCUGUACCGGCGCAGGCCUCACAUUGGUGGAGAACUGGGGGGUCCGCGAGGGCACCGCAUCCUCACCUCGCUCUUUUUCUUCGGCUUGUGGUUUCUCUACAUCCUCUUUUCCAGUCUGGAGGCUUACUGUCAUAUACAGGGCUUCUGAAGAAAGAAACAGGGACAGGGUGGGAAGGGGUCAUGGGCCACAGAUGGAGAGAAAGGUGGACACGAGCAAACUUCUGCUCAUACACGACAGAAUAAGAGCUAAGGACUGAUUCAAAACGCUUGCUAUGGUUUUAAAUAGGAAUGAAAUUGUGGUGUGGAAGAAGAGGAGAUGGGUCAUGCGUCCUUUAGGUCUCUUCAUCCUGAGGAUCAUUAAAUGAAGAGUGUGAAGAAUUUGAUCUCAUCUCCUUUAUGGGUGGGACAGUCUUAACCUGGAGUCUGAGCUUUUCACAGUCUAUAUUUUUCUCAACACAUACUGAGAACAACUUUUUUCUAAUAAAGUAUUUUGGGAAAAAAAGACAAAAAAUAACAAAAAGAAAUAAAGGAUUCAAAGGACUAUUUUCAGAUCUGCUUCCGGGAUAAGAAAUCAUAUUUCAAGAGAAAAAAAAUGAAAUAUAUAACUACAUGAAAUCUGUUAUUGAGUGACAUUUGAAGGACCCAUAAAGUUUAUUUAUUUUUCCUUGUUUAGUUUGGUAAGAACUGACAUCGAGCUUAACCGGCUGGGAUUGUCAGACCUGAGUUCCAGCUAUAGGGAAAGUGGCUUGGAAAAACAGAACGUUAAAUACGAACAAUGGCUGAACACUGCAUUUUCUCCCUGAUAUUCCUGUAUGGAUAUAAUCUGCUUCCAUAUAUUUUCUGUAUUUUUGUGUAUUACUUGCCAAGUGUCGUUAUAUAGGGGCUUUAGAGGGAAGAAAAGUGGGAAAAUGAGGCCUUUUGCAUUUAAAAGUGCUACACUCACAUCCAAACAAACCACUGGUGGAGAUCGCACUGCAUCUGCUAUUACAGUUGUUGUUGUUUUUAAUCUGUUUGUGUUUUAGUCGUUCGGUGUCAUUGAGCACACAUGAAGCACCCCAAAGAGUUUUCCUACACAGACCCACCUCACCCUGAGAGUCGUCCAGUAUAGAAAUACAAGACCAUUUUACCAAGAGUUCCCCAAAUGUGCAUCUAAACACUGUGUGAAGUGUCAGUGAUGUUGUUGGUGAGUGUUUUAUUCAAUGCAGCCGAUGUGGCUUGUAAUGUUUACAGGCAGGGUCCAAAAUUAAUGCUCGCCAGGCAGAACCUGAGUUACAGUUACAAGAAUAUUAAACUUAAGUUACUCACAAGUGGAUGGUAACUUUAUAAGGAACUGCAACAUUGUACAUAGAUUUGUCGGAAUAAUACACUUAGUGUUGGGUCAAAAACUGACAAAAGUUUGACCUAAACAUCCAGCAUAGAUUAAAUUACAACCCAAUGGGUUGGGUCGUCCCUUUUUGACCCAACACUGGGUUGAAAAUAACCCAUGUAAAAGAUAUACAAAUGAUCUGCUAAUAAAUUUGUGACAACUUUUAUGUAAAUUUAUCUCAGAUGUACAGUACUGUGCAAAAUUCUUAGGCCAUCAUGCCAGAAUUAGACUUGUUGUUUUUGCAAUGUUAUAGUGAUCAUAUAUAAUUGUUUCUUAGUCUCUUUAAUAGAAUACAUCCAGAAAAUACAGGAAAUGUGUAUAUAGUAUUAAAAACUGUAUAAAAAUGUAAACUAAUGUGUCAAGUUUUUUGGGUAAACUCCCCUUUCACUUGAGCAAUAGCAGGAAACUGCAGGAUCUCUUAAACCUAAAUGAUCCUAAUUUCUACUUUUAAAGAAAUUACGGUAGUAUUUUUACUUCACUCUGCUCAAAAACGCUCAAGAUGUGUUUAGUGGAGAGAGGUCACACUUAACACCGACGAUGCCUAAAGAAAACAUUUUUGUCCUAAAAAUUACAUUUUUAAUUUUUUGUACAUAUUUCCUGUAUUUGAAAAAUAAAUAUGGAUGGAAACUUCUAAAACAACAAGUCUGGUGGUGGUGUCCUAACUGUGGGUUUACACCAGAUACGAGUUCAAUGAUUUGUGCGAGUAGAUUACAUACAAAGUCAAUGCAAAGACGCGAUCAGAUGCGUCCUCGCUUGGGGCGAUGCAAAUGACGCGAUAUGGGCGGUGCGUUUGCCGUGAAAACACGCGCUAUUCGCCUCAAACGCGUCUUCGUCCAAGUUAAAAAUAUUCAACUCAAGCGAAAACUUCGCAUGACACGAAGUUUAAUCCCGCGAGUAAUCUAGAGCGAGCAAUGCGAUGCGAUUGCACGCUUCGCGUUUGGUGUAAACCUACAGUAACUGUAGGUUUACACCAGAUGCGAGUUCAACGAUUUGCGCAAGUAGAUUACAUACAAAAUCACUGCAAAGACGCGAUCAGACGCGUCCUCGCGUGGGGCGAUGCGAAUGAUGCAAUAUGGACGGCGCGUUUGCCGUGAAAACGCGCUAUUCGCCUCAAAAGCGUCUUCGCCCAAGUUGAAAAUAUUCAACUCGAGCGAAAAAUUCGCAUGACAUGAAGUUAAAUCCCGCGAGUAAUCUAGAGCGAGCAACGCGAUGCGAUUGCACGCUUCGCGUUUGGUGUAAACCUACAGUAACUGUGGGUUUACACCAGAUGCGAGUUCAACGAUUUGCUCAAGUAGAUUACAUACAAAGUCAAUAGAAAAAGACGCAAUCAGACGCAUCCUCGCGUGGGGCGAUGCGAAUGACAUGAUAUGGGCGGUGCGUUUGCCGUGAAAACACGCGCAUUUCGCCUCAAAUGCGUCUUCGUCCAAAUUAAAAAUAUUCAACUCAAACGAAAACUUUGCAUGACACGAAGUUUAAUCCCGCGAGUAAUCUAGAGCGAGCAAUGCGAUGCGAUUGCAUGCUUUGCGUUUGGUGUAAACCCACAGUAACUUUGGGUUUACACCAGAUGCGAGUUCAACGAUUUGCGCAAGUAGAUUACAUACAAAGUCAAUGCAAAGACGCAAUCAGACGCGUCCUCGCGUGGGGCGAAUGACGCGAUAUGGGCGGCACAUUUGCCGUGAAAACAAGCACUAUUCGCCUUAAAUGCGUCUUCGCCCAAGUUAAAAAUAUUCAACUCAAGCGAAAACUUCGCAUGACACGAAGUUUAAUCCCGUGAGUAAUCUAGAGCGAGCAAUGCGAUGCGAUUGCACGCUUCGCGUUUGGUGUAAACCCACAGUAAGACUUUUGCACAGUACUGUAUUUUUUCAGACCUUCAUAAAAAUCACAUAUGUGGAAUUUUCCUCACAUCCGAACUAGUUUUAGUGAAAGACAGAAAUUGAGUUAUUUUGUAUUUAUGUUAUGCUGCGAAUGACUUGCAUUGUUUUACUGUUAUUUGCAAAUGAGAAAAACGCUGAAUAAUUCAAAUGUGGCCAAAAGUUAAUUUUGGACCCUGUUUACAGGCCUUUACGAAGUGAGUGUAGAAGAGUACAAGCUGACAAACAGCUAAAGAGCCUUUUGUGAUAUUGUUGUGAUAUUGUUUCUGAGUCUAAUAGAAAGAUAUCGUCAGAGGAGAAAUGGUUUUCUACGAAGCUGCAACGCGUCAGCUUAUUGUGGAUCGGUUUUAAGAGUGGUCAUCAAUUCAUCUGACUGACUAAAGUGUUUUUUGUGCCUAUUUUUGCUUUAGUGAGCAAAACAGGAGGAUGCGUGAGGGGUUUCUGCAUUAUCAAGGGAAGUGAUGACAAAACAUAAUUGUUCAGGAUGGCCAAUAACACGCAGAGCACAGAACCAAAGAACAGAACCCCAGAAUCUCACCUGGAAACUGCAGUGGUUCUCUGGGCCACUGGGGGGCCACAUGCUCCGCAUGCUCUGUUUAUACAUCUCAUGCAUUUUUUGUGUGUAUGUUGGUGUGUGUCAUCACCAAAUUAGGCCAAAUCAGUCGUAAGCUGUUCACCAGUAUUAAGUUAAUUUUAAUAUGUUUACAUUCAUGUGCAGCUGUGUGUGAGUGUGUGUUUUGAGAGAGAAUGAGACCUGGUGAAAAUGUCUUCUCUGAAUCUUUCUCCAACUAAAUGCACUAAAACACACACAAUUAAAGGUGCACUGUGUAACUUUUAGGAGGAUCUCUUGACAGAAAUGCAAUAUAAUAUACAUAACUAUAUAUUCAGUGGUGUAUAAAGACCUUAAAUAAUGAACUGUAUUGUUUUUAUUAACUUAGAAUGAGCCGGCAUACACCGUGGGUCCCCUUACAUGGAAGUCGCCAUUUUGGACCGCCAUUUUUCUACAGUAGCCCAAAAUGGACAAACUGCUCUACAGAGCGCAUUUCGUCACUACGUCUCAGAUGAUGACGACAUGCUGAUUAGCUUCUAUGUGUUUCGAAACGGAGGGCUGAGCUGUGGAUGCUGCUAAAAUCUACACACAGCACCUUUAAUGUAUUUUUUAUGUUUUUACAUUUUUAUGUUUUUGCGUAAGGCACUGCCAAAUUCAGAAAUAACAGGAGACCUGCCUCCAGUCUGCGUGUUUAGAUGGAGACAAACAGUUUUUGUCCUCAUACUCAUACAUAAGCAGCUCUGCGCAACCAGAAGUUGGCAGGAGAAAAAAUACAGUGGGGUUUAAAAGUUCAAUAGUCUGUACUGAAAUGAUGUUAAGUAAAUUAUGAAAAAUGUAACAUAUAUAAGCCACUAAUAUGAUGUAUGAAAAGUCCAGGUGCUAACUAAAAAGAAAGAAAAUGUAAAUAUUCUCAACAGUGGUCAAAAGCUUUUAGACCCCACUGUAUGUUUAUAACUAUAAAUAUCACAAUUACGCUAUUAUUGCCUGAGCACUUAUUUGGGGAGUUGAUGAGGUUGAAGGAGCUUUGCAUGAGAAAUAUAAUCUUCAACACAUCUGAUUAUGAACAUAGUAAUGCUUGCAAGAUUGGUGUGUGUGUGUGCAUUGCCAGUGUUUGUGGGUACCUUUGAGACGGUUUGUGGUAGCAGUAUUGUAAACCCACAUUCAGCAUAGAGUCCGAUGCGUUCUUUCACUGGACUUUGUCUUGGAAACAGUUGUUUGGCAGUGCUUUUCUGUUUCUGCCUUCAGUCAACUCACACAUAUGCAUUUGCCCACACAUAUACAUUUUAGUUAGCUAAACAGUGCUGAUGCCUGAGAAGGGCUGUUUUGAAUAGAAAUGGCUGGGUCUCCAACUGGUGAGAUGGUUGAGCAGACAGCUGCACAUCAAUUUCUUGCCAGUGUUGAGCUUCUAUACUGCCAACUAACACUUCCAGCUGUUUAGAUGCAGAGAUUUAACAGAGAUUUCAGAUGAUGUCACUUAUAACCUAAGUCACUUAAGUCUUACAAUGGUAUCAGGGGUCAGACUCUCUACACACACGCACACAAAAACACUCCUCUUCAGCCUGACUAUGAAGCAGAUGGUGAUUAUGUUCAUCUAUUGUUGUUUUCUUAAUUUCUGUUUUUUACUCUUCUCACACAAAAAAAUCAUGUUUUAUUUUCAGAGAUUUAUGCAUGAAAUUUACCUUAAUUUAAUUAAUUUAUGUCCGCUAAUUUAUUUAUUUUAGAUUCUUUUGGUCAACAGAAAAAUAAAAAGUAUAUUUGAGAAAUU